This is a messenger RNA of Mytilus trossulus (common blue mussel), 3519 nucleotides long. Its product is annotated as regulator of microtubule dynamics protein 1-like. Lineage: Eukaryota; Metazoa; Mollusca; Bivalvia; Mytilida; Mytilidae. Gene Ontology annotation, molecular function: microtubule binding. The record is from RefSeq and is a predicted model, not a curated record. The transcript is spliced from 9 exons. Gene Ontology annotation, cellular component: cytoplasm; spindle microtubule; mitochondrion. The coding region runs from base 87 to 1160 and encodes 357 amino acids.
AUUCUUUUAAACUUCCGGUUUUCCUCCCUCCUAAGUUUCGAUUUUUUCGAACUAAAAUAAUACUUAAAAACAUAAAAACCAACACAAUGUCAACCUUUUUUAAACACAAUUCAAACCUGAUGAUGGUAUUAGGUACAGGUUUAUGUGUUGGUGUAGGAGGCACCAUUCUUUAUUUCAAACUAACGAGUGCUUUCUUGAGAGAAAUCCAUAGAUUGUCGUCGUCAAUAGAAACUUUGAAAGCAGAAAUCAGUAUCCUAAAUGAGAAACUUGAAGGAAAGUCAAAAUGGAGAAAAAAGAGAUCUGGAUACUAUUCUGUUAUCAGUGCAAGUAGUGGUGAUGAAACUGACAAUUAUGAAGAUGCUCUAGGAGGCUCCAGUGAAUUUGAAACUCCAACAGAAGGGGAUUCCGAUACUGAAGAUAUAGUAAAAGUUGAACAAAGUGCUGAUGUCCCUGCCCUUUAUACAGAGAUUGAUACAUUCAUAGAUGGGGGAGAAACAGAAAAAUUAAAAGCAUAUGAACUUCUUCAAAACAACAAAACUAAGUAUCUCACUGAUGCUGAUUUCCAUUGGAGAUUAGCUAAGUGUACAUACCAGUUAGCACAGAUAGAAGGAGGGAAAGGAAAUAUUGAAAAGAAAAAAGAAAUGCUUUACACAGCCAAAGAUACAGCUGAAAGGGCCUUACAUCUCAAUCAGAAAUCAGCUAAUUCACACAAAUGGUAUUCCAUAACAUUAGGAAGUAUUGGUGACUAUGAAGGAACACAGAACAAAAUAAAGAAUGGUUAUACAUUUAAGGAGCAUAUAGAAAAAGCCAUAGAACUCAACAAAACAGACCCUUCUAAUCAUCAUUUACUUGGGAGAUGGUGCUAUGGUGUUUAUAUGUUAUCUUGGUUAGAGAGGAAGGCAGCAGCUACAUUAUUUGCUACACCACCUACCUCAACAGCUGGGGAAGCUUUGACACACUUUUUAGAGGCAGACAGACUCAACCCAGGUGUAUGGAAAGAAAAUUUAUUAUACAUUGGAAAGUGUUAUGUAGAACUAAGCAAGUACCCUGAAGCUGUAGAAUGGUUAGAAAAAGCCAGUCUUCUGCCUGUAGUUAGUCAAGAUGACAAGACAGCAGAAAUUGAAAUAGAAUCAUUACUGGCAAAAUAUGGAGGAAAGUGAAGGGCAGGCUGAUAUUGUUAAUUUGAUCUCAGGAGAAUUCAAUCAAGAAAUUUAUCAUUCAGAUUUGUUGUUAUAUAAUUGUUUUGAUGUCUCUAUACAUUUAGCUUUAUUACAUUUAAUAACAUAAGUUUUUAUUGUAUACUUGUUUUUGAGAAGAAAAUAUAUUUUUUUUAUGGAAAGUAAUAUUAAUAAGAAAAUAAAUUGUUUGUGAAGUUUAAAUUUUUUGAAAUGUUUAUAUUAUCAGUUUGUGUAUUUCAUGAUGCACACAGAACUGAAGCUGAUUUAUUUGGGUACAUAAGUGUAUUUGUAUGAUAGUCUAAUUUGAUCAUUACAGACUAAUGUUAUCCUUAGUAAAAGAGUCUUUUUCAGUAUCUGCUAUUGCAUCAUGUGAUCUUGAGCUUUCCCCAAUAAUUCAAUGGAUUAGAAUGAGAAAACCAGAGACACCACUUUAAAAAUGAGAGAAUAUAUUUUUCAAAAUUUGCAUAAUUUAGUUUGCAUCAGAUAAUUUUCUUACAUUACUUUAAAAUUGUUUUAUCUAUAACAUUUUUGUCAGUUUUUUUGUGUGUGGUUUUUUUUGAUUUUUUUUAAGUUUCAAGUUGUCCCAUAUUAAGAGUUGCCAUGAAGAAAAUUCUCAAGUUGAUGGCUUCAUUGAAUUUUGUUCAGCUUAUUUUUUAAUGAAUACUCCCUUGUUUCUUUUAUACUAACAAUCAAUGUUGAUAAAAAAAAAAUUAUUGAAAGUAAUAUUAAUAAGAAAAUUCAUUGUGAUUUGAAAAAUUCCUGAAAUGUUAAGAUUAUCAAUUUGUAUCCUUCCACCAUAAAGAGAUUGUGCAUUUUAAGUAUUGUACUGUCCAUAGUUUUGAAACUUCAAGAGUUUUAUUGAAGUAAAAUACUUAAAAUCAUGAUUUAUUUUGUAAGCAAUUACAAUUCAUAUGUUUGAACUUAUGCUAUUACUGUUUUUCAUUAUUAUACAAAGUUUCAUGAUUUGAUUAAAUCAGAGUUGUUGUCAAAUAAUACUCAGAUAUCUUUUCUAGUAUAUACAAAUUAUGUUGUGUUUAAUUGAUAAAAAACAAAUUAAAAAGAUUUGUUAUUUAAUAAUUGUAAUAGAAUGGCAUAUAAAUUUUGUUAUUGUUGUCUAAAUUAUCUUGUAAUUGUAUAACACACUAGUUUAUAGAAUUAGAUCAACUAAAGGUAGCUAAAAAUAGAUUUAACAAUUAGAGACUACUUUUAUUUAGAUGUUGUGUGAAUUGUGUUUAAUAUUUGAAAGUCAACUGUGUGAUAUUUUUAUUUUCAUAACUUCCUUUUAUUUAUCUUUUAAACAAAAGGCAAAUGUACAUUUGAAAAAUAUAACUGUCAUAGUGACUAACAAAAUCAAGUUGUCCAAAAAUAAAAUGAUAGAAAAUAUAAAUUUCAGUAAAAAAAUGAAAUUUACCAUUAGUAUCAAAUGUUUGCCCCUAUAAUUAAGUAUAUUUCAUUUAUUAUUAUCAUGCUUUAAAUUCCUAUCCUUAUAAAACUAAGGAGAUGUUGUAUGAUUACCAAUACAUAGAAACAACUAUCAACCAAUAAAGUAAAGGCUCCUGAGAUGGAACAGACACAGUGACCUAAAGUUGCUAUCAUUUGGUCUCUGGCAGAUUGUAUUUUGUUGGCAAUUAAACCACAUCUCCCUUUUUUUAUUAGGUACUUUUAGAUUCUUUUUUUACAAAUGAGAACUGAAUUGUAUUGCAUCUUAUUAAUUUUUAUUUCAUGUAUUUUGAUCAUGCUUCAAAAGUCCCAACUUGCAGUAAUAUUGAAAUCCAUGCAUGUGAACAUACAUGAAUGUUAUUCUACUUAAAAUAUGAACAAAUAUUUUUUGUGAACAAAUGUUAUGUUUUUGAAACAGAUAAUAUGGCAUUUUUCUAGACUUCUUUAUAGUUUAAUAGUUUUACAAGUACAAAAAAAAAACAUACUAUCAGCUCUUUGUUAUAGAACAAACCCUGGCUUUCUGACAGUGAAUAUUUUAUAUAUAAGUUCUAUAUAUACAUUUGAUAUUGGUUCCCAGUAGGAUACUGUAAUGUAUGCAUUGGAAGCAGUUGCUACAAAAACUGUUUAUGAUCUAAUACAUAAAAAUCUAAUUACAAAAAAGUCUUUGAUAAGACGACCAAAAAUAUCUAAGAUCAAACUUGCCUGAUUGAAAAAAAAAUCAGAUUAUGAACAAGUUUGUUUAUUAGAAAUUAUCUUAAUAUUGAUAUUUAAAAGAGAUAAAUAACAUGAGAGGUUGUUGAUAUGAAACUGUUGUAAAACUUUGAAAAUAAAUUUUACGAUUUGAUAGUUUAUAUAUACAUUUGUUGUUACAAAGGGUAUCAAUAAAAUACUACUCAGUCAA